Messenger RNA from Candidozyma auris, 1644 nucleotides. It is a transcript of the gene MODF, whose product is annotated as Modfp. NCBI's taxonomy places the organism in Eukaryota, Fungi, Ascomycota, Pichiomycetes, Serinales, Metschnikowiaceae. The record is from RefSeq and is a predicted model, not a curated record. The transcript has a single exon. The coding region runs from base 1 to 1644 and encodes 547 amino acids. Gene Ontology annotation, cellular component: mitochondrion. Gene Ontology annotation, molecular function: ATP binding; ATP hydrolysis activity.
AUGUCUCUUGUCAAAAUCCGAAACGCCCUCUUCGUCGCAGAGACCCGCAACCUCAGAGCCCACAAAUAUGUAUUCAGCAAGCCAAUUGCCAAUUUUGACGUAGAUCGGCCCAGCGCAGGUACGGGAAAGGCCUUCUACGCCAUCACCGGCCCGCAGAAACUGGCCUUUCUCAACGUAGUGGCAGCCAAAUACAUUCCCGACCCGCCGUUGGGGAGGGUUUAUCCUCAAUUUAGCGAUACACAUCGUAGUGACCAGAUCCAGUAUCUCAACUUCAUGGAAAACUCUGGUCUUGACAAAGUUCACAUGGCUGCAAGAUAUGAGUCGUAUUCGUACAAGGGCACAUUGGAGAUGAAGGACGACGUCAAUUCCGUGAUAAACUACGUUACAGGAGCCAAUAAUUACAAUAGCAACACUGUGGUGGCGGAAAACGAUACAUAUGUUCAAAAGCUCUGCGAGUUAUUUGGCCUUGACGAGUUGCGCAACAAGUGGAUCAACAGCUUGAGCAACGGGCAGAUGAGAAGGGCAAGAAUUAGCAAAGCGCUCAUCAACAAGCCCCAAUUGAUUGUGAUCGACGACCCCUUUUUGGGGCUCGACCCCAGGGCUACGGAAAAAGUGUCUGAGCUGCUUAGGCGCAUUGCCCUUGAACUAGACGCUGGCAUGGUUUUGGGGCUCCGGAUCCAGGACAAAGUGCCCGACUGGGUAGACAAUCUAGCAUACGUUGAUGAGAGCGGCUUGACAGCAUGCGGGCCAAAGUCAACGGCCAGGCUAGUUAUUGAGGAGAGGCACAAAGAAGAGCUCAAGUUACACAAAACCAGAGAGGCCCUCAGUGAAGAAAUUGCGUUUGUGGAAGUUGCGCCUCAAGCCAUCAACAGCACUACCACGGUGGACGACCCCAUAAUUGAGUUUAGUAACGCCUACGUCAGUUACAGAGGGACAGAUGUGUUAAAAAAUUUCACUUGGAGAAUCCAGAGAGGUUCUCGCUGGAGAAUCUUGGGGGAGAACGGGCUGGGCAAAACCACCAUUUUGCUGCUUCUAACAGCAGAUCAUCCGCAGCUGUGGAGAUCUGUGGUUUCGAUCGACGGCACAUUGCGCAAAACAGGGCAGGGAGUAAGCUAUUUUGAUGUGAAUAACCGCAUUGGCAUCUCGCUGCCCGAGCUCCAUGCCACAGUUCCUCCUCGAGCAUAUGCCCACCAUGUAGUGUAUAAUGGUCUAGUGAGAGACAUUGGCAACCUGAACUUCAAGUUUAAGUACAAGUACAGUGGAGACCAGAACGAGCUUCCGAAGGAAGCGCAAAAUUUACUCAAGGUGUUUGCGCCAGAGUUAGCGAAAAUACGCCACUUACGAUUCCACGAGUUGACUGUUUCGCAGCAGAAGCUCGUACUCUUUCUUCGAGCAGCCAUCAAAAACCCCGACAUCUUAAUCUUGGACGAAGCCUUCUCGUGUAUGGACGACGAGGUGCUCAUGAACAAGUGCCACGAGUACAUUGCGCAAGAAAUGCCCAAGACCACGGUGCUAGCCAUUGGCCACAUUGACUGGGAGGUGCCUGUGCACGAGCAUGUAAUAACGCUCCAUGGAGACCCACAAAGAGGGUACAGUUUUGCGACCCGAGCGAAAGCGAAAGUGAACAAAGGCGAACAGCGUUAG